AUGCCCACCGACCCAGCGGUCGAGGAGACAAACACUGCCCGCGAAGCGAAUCAACAGCGCUUUUCACGGGAUCUUGAGUUCCUCUCCGCACUGUGCAAUCCAUUCUACCUGCACCAGCUCUCGCAGCAGGGCUUUUUGGACGAUCCCGCUUUUUUGGCGUACCUGCGCUACUUAAACUAUUUUCGCGCGCCUGCGUACGUCCGGUAUCUCGUAUACCCACAAGCACUGCACUUUCUUGCACUGCUGCAACAUGCAGAGUUUCGAUUCGCUGUUGCGGAUACAGCUUGGCCGCACGAUACGGCCGCCAAGCAGAUUGCGCACUGGGCCACAUGGCGCCCGUCGCCGCCGCCGCCGCCGCCGAAGACUAAGACGGAGGCGCCUCGUGACGAAGGAAUCAGGGCGCCGCUCAUCCGGCUUGUCGAUCCUUCGUCGGGCAAGGUAACGGGGCCAUUCAAGCCGCGCGAUAUUGUACAAAAGCUCGAUCGCAAAACCUAUUCGCUCGUACAGGUCGCGCAGGGUGCGGGCGGCACUGAGAAAAAGGCAGAGUGGGCACUGGAGGAGCUUCCGAUAUGCAAGCUCGUAUCCAAGCGCGAAGAGUACCAAAAGCAGCGUGAGCAAAAGCGGCGUGCGACGACGAGUGGCGCACCUGCAACGUCCAAAGAUAUGCAACUGACAUGGAACGUAUCCACCAACGACCUUGCACAUAAGGUAGCACGCGCGCAAAAAGAGCUGCGCAAGUGUCACAAGGUACGCGUUGUGAUCCUGUCGAAAAAGGGCACGAAGCGUGUGUUGCCGGGCAGUGCGGAGGAGGACGUGCGAAUUCGCUUAGUCGACUCGAUAAAGCAUGCUCUAACUAUGUCUACCGAAGAUCCUAACGCAGUCGUCGCGCGCGUCGUGCAGGAGCCCAUCUGGAAGAACCAGCGGUCCAUGCUGGAAAUGCACAUAGAGCCGGUAGGAUAA
Molecule: messenger RNA, 960 nt
Organism: Malassezia vespertilionis
Lineage: Eukaryota; Fungi; Basidiomycota; Malasseziomycetes; Malasseziales; Malasseziaceae
Gene: SOH1
Product: suppressor of hpr1
Exons: 2
Coding region: 1-960 (319 amino acids)
Biological process (GO): translational initiation; regulation of transcription by RNA polymerase II
Cellular component (GO): core mediator complex; mediator complex
Molecular function (GO): transcription coregulator activity; translation initiation factor activity
Source: RefSeq, a predicted model, not a curated record